UCUCUGUUCACACGAAAGUUCCAUAGUCAACAUGGCGGCAGCGAUGGAUGUUGAUACCCCAAGCGCCACGAAUAGUGGAGCAAGCAAGAAACGUUUUGAAGUGAAGAAGUGGAAUGCAGUGGCACUUUGGGCCUGGGACAUUGUGGUGGACAACUGUGCCAUCUGUAGGAAUCACAUUAUGGAUCUCUGCAUAGAGUGCCAGGCUAACCAGGCCUCUGCCACAUCAGAGGAGUGCACCGUAGCCUGGGGAGUCUGCAAUCAUGCAUUCCAUUUCCACUGUAUCUCCCGUUGGUUGAAGACCAGGCAGGUGUGCCCCCUAGACAACAGGGAGUGGGAGUUUCAGAAAUAUGGACACUAGGUGGAAGACUCUGGAUCAUUACUUGGGCUUCUGCAAGUUUCAUGGUUUCUGUUGCUUUCUUUCUUCGUAUGAUAGACUCCACUUUGAGUACAUUGCAAAUACUGAGGACAUCCACCCCCACAUCUCAUUGUUUUAGGCUUGCUGGAAAACAAUGUUUUUUUUAAGUUGAAUUUGCAAUGUUGUAAAUUAUAAAUAAACAAUGUUCUGUGUA
This is a messenger RNA of Oncorhynchus nerka (sockeye salmon), 569 nucleotides long. Its product is annotated as RING-box protein 1. The coding region runs from base 32 to 358 and encodes 108 amino acids. Gene Ontology annotation, cellular component: cullin-RING ubiquitin ligase complex; nucleus. The transcript is spliced from 5 exons. Gene Ontology annotation, biological process: protein ubiquitination; ubiquitin-dependent protein catabolic process. Lineage: Eukaryota; Metazoa; Chordata; Actinopteri; Salmoniformes; Salmonidae. The record is from RefSeq and is a predicted model, not a curated record. Gene Ontology annotation, molecular function: ubiquitin protein ligase activity; zinc ion binding; cullin family protein binding.